Molecule: messenger RNA, 2311 nt
Organism: Silurus meridionalis
Lineage: Eukaryota; Metazoa; Chordata; Actinopteri; Siluriformes; Siluridae
Gene: nt5c1ab
Product: 5'-nucleotidase, cytosolic IAb
Exons: 7
Coding region: 301-1374 (357 amino acids)
Biological process (GO): nucleotide metabolic process; adenosine metabolic process
Cellular component (GO): cytosol; cytoplasm
Molecular function (GO): 5'-nucleotidase activity; nucleotide binding; magnesium ion binding
Source: RefSeq, a predicted model, not a curated record
AAGGUCUUCAGCAUCUAAAAAUAAAAUGGCGCGUCAUUACGAGCACACAGCCACAGCAGAAUGAUGCCUGUUACAGACAUGCUGGACAUAUUUGCUUCAGCAGUGUGAUGAUUGAAGGAGGUGCCAGUGAGAUGAGUGACCUCUAAUUCAGAAACCGUAAGAGUAUGCCUCAGGGAAGGAGUGAAGACACACUCAGCACCAGUAAGUCUCCUCUGAGGCUGGGAAACACUGUGGUGCGGAUGAGAUUACAAAAGACAGGGGUAAUAGUGUGUGUGCCACGAAGGAGAAGCUACUUCAAAAAUGAGUCUCCAUGAUGGACGGAUGGCUAGCACGAACGAUGACGCACGUCUGGAAGGCGUAAAGCUGCAGAAUCCCUCAACCCCAACUAAGAAACCUCAAUCUCCCAAGCCUGAAAAUGCCAUCACCAUUGCUGUGUCAUCACGUGUCCUCUUCAACAUGGACCUGGAGCAGCAGAUCUUUAACCAGAAGGGCAUGGAGGAGUACCUUAAAUACCAGAUUGAACAUGAGACUGAACCAUUUGCACCAGGACCUGCUUUCCCUUUUAUUAAGGCUCUGGAAGCAGUCAAUGUGCAGCUGAGGGAACUAUAUCCAGACAGCGAAGAGCUUUUUGAUGUUGUGCUGAUGACUAACCAUCACGCUAAUGUCGGACUCAGACUCAUUAAUUCCAUCAACCAUCACAAUUUGUUCAUUGAGCGCUUCUGCAUGACUGGAGGUAAUAGUCCAAUUGGCUACCUGAAAGCCUACCACACCAACCUGUACCUGUCUGCUGAUUCCAAGAAAGUGAUAGAGGCCUUAGAGCAAGGUAUUGCAGCAGCCACCAUGUUCAAACGAGAGAAAGCGGCGGAGGUGUCUGAGACACAGCUGAGAGUGGCCUUCGAUGGAGAUGCAGUGCUGUUCUCAGACGAGUCGGAGAGAAUCUUUAAAACGCAAGGCCUGGAUAAAUUUUUUGAACACGAAAAGGCUCAUGAAAACAAGCCGCUUGAUCACGGUCCACUAAAAGGAUUCUUGGAGUCUUUGGGAAAAUUGCAAAAGAAAUUCUCUGCCAAAGGCCAGCGUAUGGACUGUCCCAUCCGCACAUACCUAGUGACUGCUCGCAGUGCAGCUAGUUCAGGUACGCGUGCUCUGAAGACCCUGCGUUCUUGGGGCCUUGAGCCAGACGAAGCUCUUUUCUUGGCUGGAGCACCUAAGGGUCCAAUGCUUGCAAAAAUCAAGCCCCACAUUUUCUUUGAUGAUCAAAUGUUCCAUAUUGAAGGGGCUGCAGAGCUGGGAACCGUGGCAGCUCACGUUCCUUAUGGAGUCGCCCAAAAAGUGCCAUUAAGGAAAAAAACAAAGGACACAAAGGAGUUUGAUUAAAAAAUAAAUUGCGUCAUUGCUGGCAUGAAAUAUAUUUUGUUUUGACAGAAUUUUCUUUUAGCUGUUAUGUUCAUCAGAGCGACAUAUUGUACUGUACUGUAUAAUGAUUAGAGUUGAACAUAUGCAGUACCUAGAUUUAUAUUAUACUAUAUUCUAGCUGUGUUAGCAAACCGAAAUCUGUGAAAUCAGGUAUAGCUAAAGAUCAAGAGGAUCAAGCCAUAUACAAUGGUGUAAAAAAAGUGUUGGCCCCCCUCCUGAUUUCUUAUUUUUUUGCAUGUUUGUCACACUUUAAUGUUUCAGAUCAUCAAACUAAUUUUAAUAUUAGUAAAAGAUAACACAAGUGAACACAACAUGCAGUUUUUAAUUGAACAAAAUUCAAAAUACAUGGCCCUGUGUGAAAAGUUGUUUGCCCACUAAAUCUAAUAAUUGGUUGGGCCACCCUUAGGAGCAACAACUGCAAUCAAGCAUGUUUAAAUGACGGUCACACUCGUGGGGUUAACACAACGAAGCUCCUUUAUUGAGAACCUUGUUCAUAAGAAACAUAAAACAUAAUGUUCCAAUGUGCUUUUUUUUCUAUCCAACCACCAAUGCUUACGCAUACAUCUGGCUUCAUCACUACGGAUACCCAUUUAUACAAAUGCUUGUUAAACAUAACAGAACAUUAACCCAAUGUUCUACAAAGCGUUUGCGAUAACUUGCAAUGAGUCUGUUACAGCGCUGUGGAGGAAUUUUGCUCCACUCAUCUAUGCAGAAAUGUUGUAAUUCAGCCUCAUUGGAGGGUUUUCGAGCAUUACCCGCCUUUUUUAGGUCGUGCCACAGCAUCUCAAUAGGAUUCAGGUCAGGACUUUGACUAGGCCACUCAAGUCUUCAUUUUGUUUUUUUUUCAGUCAUUCAGAUGUUGACUUGCUGGUGUGUUUUGGAUCAUUGUCCUGCUGCA